This is a messenger RNA of Caenorhabditis briggsae, 300 nucleotides long. Gene Ontology annotation, biological process: respiratory electron transport chain. The coding region runs from base 1 to 300 and encodes 99 amino acids. The record is from RefSeq and is a predicted model, not a curated record. Gene Ontology annotation, cellular component: mitochondrion. NCBI's taxonomy places the organism in Eukaryota, Metazoa, Nematoda, Chromadorea, Rhabditida, Rhabditidae. The transcript is spliced from 3 exons.
AUGUCAUUGAGACAUCGAGUCGUUGAUUUGUACAAAAACUUGUAUCACAUGGGAAAAGAAUAUCCUGGCGGUUCGAAAUGGUUUCAUGAUCGUCUCAAACUGGCGUUUUCAAAAAAUAAAGAAGUUCGAGAUGAGGCCCAAAUCGAGCAACUUAUUGCACGGGGCGAAUUUGUAAUUAAAGAAAUCCAAGCAUUAUAUUCGCUUCGAAAGUAUCGCGCAAUGAAACAAAGAUACUACGACAAAGACGACGAAGUCAUGCAAGCCACAAAAAAAUUCGAAGAUUCCGUCCAAAAACUCUAA